This is a messenger RNA of Anolis carolinensis (green anole), 2857 nucleotides long. RefSeq names its product thymosin beta-12. Gene Ontology annotation, molecular function: actin monomer binding. The record is from RefSeq and is a predicted model, not a curated record. The transcript is spliced from 4 exons. Gene Ontology annotation, cellular component: cytoplasm. Gene Ontology annotation, biological process: actin filament organization; regulation of cell migration. Bases 2378 to 2515 code for a protein of 45 amino acids. NCBI's taxonomy places the organism in Eukaryota, Metazoa, Chordata, Lepidosauria, Squamata, Anolidae.
UGCUGUAGUUAUGUAAAAAUCACAUAACUAGGGCCCACUUUGGUACUGUUGAAAUAUUAUGGUUUUAGCAAACCCUAAUAGAAACGAUACAGCCAGCGUUCUACCUCAAGCUACUUUACAUCUUCCCUCAUGAAGGGCUAUGGAGAUUUCAAAAGCUUUCCAAGUUUUCGCAUCCUUUGUUGGUCUAAAAAAAUCCUUUACAUCAUUCUAGAUUUUGGAAGGAUAUAGAUAAUACAAACCCCCUGCAAGAAAUUAUAUGCACCUUUCUGUCAGACUAAGAACUAAAUAAAUAGGGACACACUAGGGGACGGCUAAUAAAGAGUAGGGUGUUGUAUGUUAGAUACCUCCCAUCCAGUCCAGUCAAAAACACUUGGAAGAAGGAUGAAAUCCUCCUCCUCCCACCCUUUUCUGGAAAGUUAGUAACAUAAGUUUUAAAACUCUUCCCUUUGCCUUGGAAAUGUGUACUGAAAGAACAAAAUGUUGACAUGAAAGCUUGUUUUUCCUUAAACCUUUGUAACUUUGGGAUUGCAGCAAGGGAUAGAAUUAUAGGGUAAUCUCCUCCCUGCCCUUCCUCUUCCACCACCUAGUAAAGAGGUGGGAAGUAUUUAUUUUUGAAUGUAUUAGGGUCCCCUUUUUCGCAGUGUGCUCAAGAUUAUGCACAUAGGUUUCUUUUCCACUUUAUCAGCACAGCAUCCCUGUGAGAGCCAGGCACUCCAGCUGACCUCUUAAAGAGUGGGAAAUGCAUAAUCUCACUUGUUAACACAGAAGCACCCUUGAAGAAAGGUGGGGAUGUGAUGUCACAGCAAAAUAAUAUAGAAAAUAAUAACAAAUGAGACAUUACAGAUGUCAUCUGUGCUUAUAGUUUCACCCCCUAGAACAGAUAUUUCCAUAAAUUUAAUUUGAUUAAAUUCUGGUAGUUUCUUCUGUUAUUUGCCAAAAGUGCUAUCAAUAGCAGGCAUGGGCAAACUUCUGCCCUGGGGGGCUACACCUCCCAGAAAUCCCAGUUGUAAGGGACUGUGAGAGUCUAAUUCCAAAAUACCUGAAGGGCCGCUUUAUGGGAAUUUGUCUUUGAGAAGGAGUGAGAGGAUAGAGUGUUCCAAAAGGAAGAAAAAAUGUCUCAAACCUGAUCCACACAUCCAGCAGAAUUUUUAGAUGUAGCAUAGAGUACUCCACAUCAACUUCUAUGAUGGAUACUAUUUCUGGAUGGUUACUGGCAUAAAUGCUUGUUGGAAAACAUAACCUAAUACAGAUUAAUAAAAUUGUUAUAGCCAGACUAUAAGUAACCUGUCAGCAAAAAUUAUUUUAAAAUGUAAGAGAACAGUCGCAUUCCCUCAUUAGUAGUUUGAAGUGAUACAGUCUAUUCUGUUGUCUCAGGACUUUGCCCUCUCGUUCUGAUGACAUUUAGCAGAGACCUUACAUUAGAAAAGGGGAGCAGGGGGUGGUAGAAUGAGUCUUUACCUUAAUAGACCAACCUUUGUGGGAAGGAAGAUCUGUGUCAUACAUUCAAAAGAUAUUUCCACAGAAGCCCCUUUUUCCCUUUUGGAGAGAGGGUAUAGAAAGGAAAAGCAAUCUGCUCUCAGACAUUGAAAUGUAUGCCGUUGUCACCAAGUCAAGCUACAGAGUUGACUUUAGCCAUCCAGUAACAAAGGUGAGUCUAGGAAUAUUCUCAAGCUAUGCCCCUGUUCGUUUAGGAGAGUGCCUCCUCAUCCAGAUAGGUUGCUUGCCCAAUCCUUGACUUGGGAGCCACCAAACCUCAGAAAAUCUGAGUGAAUAUGGACUUUCUCAUUUGACACCUUCUCCUUGAAAUGCCUGGCAAAUAGGUCAUCAGGCUACUAUGAUUUGUUUGAGUCUGAGCUCAACAGGAUCAUCACAACUCAGAUUAACACUGCUGGGUGACAUUUUGAGAAUACAAUAUUGGAGGCCUUUUGUUUUUUGUUUUUUGCUAACUUUAUGUCUGCCUGCUAGGCGUGAUGAAGGGUUUAUUAAUCUUUGCUUUUUCUGUAAUCUACUCAAUCUCAGGUCUAGCCAUCCUCAAAUCUGCCUCAUUGCCUGUAGUUCUUUUGUCAACCAAGAUGAAUGAUGAGCUCCUCAGCAUUGGGUUGGGUAUUUAAGAGUUGGUGGCUAUAUUGCUCUCAAGCUUUUCAGAGGACAACACAUACCGGGUAGCAACCAGACUCCUUUGUGUAAGAAAAUGGAUCCCAUUGUUGAGUAGAUAGUGCAACUAUCCCUAGUGUCAGUGAGGACUAUAAAGCCACCCCUGCUGCAGCUGUGAACCAGAAAAGUGGUGUGGAAGAGAAGGACAGAGUAUCCUCAUUUUGGCCAGCUUUUGGAAGAAAUCACCAGCAGUUAGCACAAAGCCCCUGAAAAAGGAUCCAUCAUGUCUGACAAACCGGAUUUUGCUGAAAUUGAAACAUUUGAUAAGACCAAGCUGAAAAAAACCGAAACCAGAGAAAAAAAUCCAUUGCCUACUAAAGAAACCAUUGAACAGGAAAAGCAGAGCAAAAUCACCCCCUGAAGGUGGAUCUGAAGAUGUAGAUGGCAUUUCCUGUUGUGCGGUUUUAAGUUCCACAUUUUUUAAAACUUUGCUAUGAAUUGCCUUGGCUCACCCAUUUUAAAAAUAGCACUUUUCUUUCUUGGCGCAGCAGGAAUGUUUUCUUAAGAAGCAAUGCUCUGAAACUAAUCAAAUCUACCUUUUGCCAUUCCCCAAAGGGACUACACAACCUGUGUCCAAUAAACAUGUGACAAGUUUGCCAAAAAAUUACACUUUUGUUGUAUGUCAGCAGGGAAUGUUAUUUUCAUAUACUGUAGUGUCUAAUUUACAACCUCACAAUAAACAGUUUUGUAUGUGGCAAUUUAA